AUGUCAAGUGAGACGCAUCCAUCUCAUGAAACCAAAGAAAAUCCAUAUCAGAAGUCGAUAUUAUAUUUGAGUGCAAUAGAGUUGUUUAUGAUGGAGCAAUUGGGGUACUCUUUCUUAAUAUCAUCCAAUAUACGAAAUAAAAAAUCGAUUAAACUUGAUGAGGGUUGCAAGUACUUCCCUGUUCAAAAAGUUUUCAACGAAAAGGGAAAACUUCUAUUCGACGAAACAAAUGAAUUUAACAUACACCAAACGUCAACACACACAAAAUUUCAAAAUUAUUCAAAGUGUUCCUCUUCUGAAAAAUAUGAAAAAACUGAAACCCUUACAAACAGACAGAACGACAAACGGAAAGUUGCGAAAACACAAAGAGACUUAAUUCCUCGAUUAAAAGAUUUUUUCAAUUCAAUCAUCACGAAUUGGCUCUCGAACAACAAAGACAAAAUCGAAAACUCAAAUGACGUCGACAAAUUGAAAUUGGACCAGACACAAACGAAGAAAAGUGAGAGUAAAAGUUUCACUUCAACUAUGCUGAAAAUGCUUCCAAUCAAACAAUUUGAAAAGAUCAAAGUUGUCCUGCGGAAUUUUGCGAUGGCGGGGCCGGGACUUAUGCUGUAUACAGUUUUGAAGAAUUUUUUCGGCCAAAACAAGACGAAACAGGUCUUGAUUUACAACGAAAACGCAACGCAAAAUAUCAAAGAAAGUUGCACCGAAUUGCAAGUCUACAUGGACGAAAAAACAACACAGAAAAUGCCGUUUUAUCAAUUUAGAAACAUGAUAAUGACGGAGACAAACACAAUCAAAAUUGACACACCGAAAAAAACUGAAGAGAGGAAAAUCGGUGGAGCUUUUGUUCCAAUUAAUGUCGACGAUUUCAAACCUAAAAUAAUCCAAAAAGAAAAUACAACACUAGACGAUCAAAACAAAAUGCAAUUUGUGACAUUACUAAGAAAUCUAAGUCCACACUCGUUGGAAAAUAUCCGAAAGGAAUUGAAUAAUAUAUUAAAUGAGAAAAAUAAAACGACUGUUGUAAGUGAACCACCUCCAAUUAUUGACUUAACAAAAACUAUGUUGGAUAAAUAA
Molecule: messenger RNA, 1080 nt
Organism: Entamoeba invadens IP1
Lineage: Eukaryota; Evosea; Mastigamoebida; Endamoebidae
Exons: 1
Coding region: 1-1080 (359 amino acids)
Source: RefSeq, a predicted model, not a curated record